Messenger RNA from Cordyceps fumosorosea ARSEF 2679, 2166 nucleotides. RefSeq names its product arginine deiminase type-3. Gene Ontology annotation, cellular component: cytoplasm. Gene Ontology annotation, molecular function: calcium ion binding; protein-arginine deiminase activity. The coding region runs from base 1 to 2166 and encodes 721 amino acids. Lineage: Eukaryota; Fungi; Ascomycota; Sordariomycetes; Hypocreales; Cordycipitaceae. The transcript has a single exon. The record is from RefSeq and is a predicted model, not a curated record.
AUGCGCUUCGCACCGCUCAUUGGCGUCUUCACGCUCAGCCAGGCCAUUCCCCAGGCUCCCCCGGGCACCCGCUCCGUAGCUACGAAGCGGGCCGGCGACUUAAAGGUGGUCCUCCUCGCCGACACUAACCGUGACGGCAAGGUCGAUAUGACGGGCGACUCGGACCGCGUUGACAAGGAGACGUGGACUGCCGAGUCCGGCGCGCUGUUCCUUGCCAACAUUGCUGACACGAACCGCCGCUGCUCGUCCCAGAUCACGGGACGAUGCGCGGCGGACCUGGGCGAUAUCUUCCGCGAAAAUUUCGUGGCCCCCCCCGAGCCGACCAUCUUCGGGAAGUCCUACAAAGAGUGGGUGAAGGAGGUGUUGAAGCUCAAGAACUCCCAGGACAAAAAGGACCAGGAAGAGUACGAGGCUCAGAUAAAAAGCCCUGAGUACGCCGCGUACGCACGCGAGUCUGUGGAGUGGAGGUGGGCGACGGGCGACGGGGCCCUUAUCGAGAUGUGCCACGAUGCCUCGGACAACGUGGUGCGCAACUCAGCGCUGCUCGCACCGCUCCGGACCGUCCCGAACCCCGAGCUGAGCGACGCGGCCACCGGGUCUAUCACCGUCUCGGGCGAGGCGGCCGCGUUCAAGGUCCGCAUCUUCCAUAAGAAGGGGGGCAGCUGGGAGUACGUGGGCCCCGACUACGCCUUCUCGGCCGGAGAUAUUAAGGCCGGCCUCGAGCUCGGCCUGGACGGCCGUGAUGUUCGCCGCCCGAACGGGUGGGACGGUAAGGCCCUGGUCAAGUUCACGAUCCGGGACGGGGACAGCCACGCCACCGACUCGGUGGCGCUCCGCGUCGCCCCCGUGCUGACGCACCACCACGGUCAGCUCGCCGAGCAGCUCUUCGCGUCGAACAAUGGCAAGGCGGAGCAGCAGCAGUUCGUUAAAGACAUCGAGGCCGUGUCUAAUAGCGCUGGGAUGAAGAGCCCCGUGCACACCUUCGACACUAAGCAGUGCUACUUUGGCAAGGGCACCGAGGGCUGGACCCAGGACUUCUUCGAGCCCGGCUACACGAGCAUCCCGGGCCCCGAUGGCCCUGUAGGGCUGCGCAUCAUGAUCCGCUCCUCGCAGGCUCGCCGCGAUGCAGGCCGUAAGCUCUUCCAGGAGCUCCGCUCCGGCGAGGUCGGCGUCGUCCAGCACUUGGUCAACGGCUUUGAGUCGGGAACCGUCGAGUCGAUGGGCAAUCUGGAGACGAUCCCGCCGUACACGCACAACGGCAAGGCAUAUCCCGCGGGGCGGACCAUCAUUGGGUCGCAGACAGGCAAGAAGCCAGUCAUGAUGGCCUUUCUCGAGGCCCAGGAGGUGCAGCAGCCGCUCCAGCUCGAUACCUCGUGGCUCGUUGUUGGCCACGUCGACGAGUUCCUGCAGUUCCUACCAGCCAAGUCUGAGCGCAAAUGGGUCAUGGUGGUCGAUGAUCCGACGGCAGGACUUGAGCUGCUCCAGAAGGCGCAAAAGGCCGGCCACGGCGCUGUCAAGGCCGUCUCUCGGCCCAGCAAGCCCUCGGACCCGGCCCACAGAGUUUGCACCCCUUCCGAUACUAUCGACCAGGUCUUGGAGAAGAAGGAUUUCGUCGCCUUCCAGGACAGCUCCGCCCAGGCGAUCCAGAAAAACAUUGACCUCAUCAAGCAGGAUACGGGCAUAACCGACGCCGAGAUCAUCCGCCUUCCGGCUCUCUACUACCCCGGGACCGGCCCGUACGUCCACUGGAGGUGCGAGAAGAAGGGCAGCUACUGGCGCCGCGACCUCGAAGCUCGCGCUGAGCAAUCACCACCGGAGAACGCCGAGAUGGCAAACAUCCUCGGAGAGCUAGACGCGAUCCCUGUGUCCGUCGACGGCGCGACGGCGCCUGCCCAGCCUCAGCGCCGCGCCACGAGCCAGGUCGCCACGCUCUACCCCGGCACUAUCAACGGCAUCGUGCUCAGCGACAGCAAGGUGCUCUCGCCCAACCCGUGGGGGCCCGUCAUCGACGGUAAGGACAUCCUGGCCGAAGCCACCAACGCAGCCUACGCUAAGGCCAACUUCACCGUCGAGUACAUGGACGACUGGUACACGCACCACGUUAGUUUUGGCGAGGUCCAUUGCGCCACGAACACUCUUCGUGAGACGACUGGCCAGUGGUGGUAG